GAAGAAAGCUCUUUUCUGUAUGGUUGGUUAUCUUGGGGAUUUUACUUAUUGUUGAUAGGGAGGGGUACAAGUGAAAGAGCCACCAGAGAGAACAUGUAGGGGAAGUCUAUGACUAAAGUUCCUUGGAGGCAAUAGAGGCUUUUUUAUUAAAGACAAAAGAAAAUCUCCCUUCCCAGAACAAGAUUUGCUCUUCAGAGUAUGACAAUAACUAGAGGUGGAGCUGGGCAUGUUGAAUGUGGUUGAUUUUUGUGGAGGAAAAAGGAAAGACAGAACCUGUGUGUUGAGGCAUGGGAGCUUAAGCAGUUUUAAAAGUAUGAGGAGUCAAAUAAACACCAGGUAAUUUGGUGAUUUGAAUGUUGUAUAAACCCAGUGCUAUUUGGUUUAUUUAGAGAGAUUUGCUUGUUGAAACAGAAAUUGCAGGCAAUCGGUAUCUUUUUUGUUUUGUUUUUAGAGGGCAGAUUAAGUCCAUUUUUCUAGCCUCAGUUUCCAGGAGAGGGAAAUUCAGGUGAUUCUCCACGUCCCUCUCCCUCCCAUUUUAUGAAGUUGACACUCACUUAGUAAGCAGACUAGUCUGGAGAUCAUAUUAGGAUAAACUGAGGUGCCAAAAGAAAUUCCUCCCAGCACAGGAGAAGGGGGAAAGAAUCCAGGGAGAAAAAUCCCAAACCUCUCUUAACCUUCUAUUCCUGGUUUGACAGCUGAUGUUUAGAAGCUUGUCUAGCUCUGCUUACAAUUCAGAACUGACUUGGGGUGGGGCAUGGGGUCAUUGUAGGGCAGUCUCUCUUGCAGGGACCAACAAAGCAGACAGCAGGCAGAUAACAUGGAGGCAUAAGACCCUUAGUAUAUCUUUUAGAUGCUUUUUUCCCCCCUCCUCUGCCUGCUACAUGUUUUCCCAGUGGCCAACCACUGUGCUGGCUGGCUUUUUCCAUUCACCUGGUAGUUAGGUUGCUUACAGACCAUUUCCUAAAUCUUAACAGGGUAGUGUCAGGCAAGCCUGCACCCUCUGUGCUUUGCAGAGCUAUAGAAUUUCCCUAAUGCACCUUCUAUCCUCCUCCCCUCCCCCUCCAGGAUGAGAGGGAAUACGCCACCCAGCUCAUCUAUUAAUAUGCGUUGAGCACUCUUUGGAUAAAAGAGAUGGAGAAAAACACUGUAGAGUAAUAAGAAAACACCUCCCCUCGACUCCCUGAGGGGUUUAGGGUAAAGUAGUGGGGAUGGCGGUGAAGUAAGCAAUCCCUAGCAACUUUGCUUCCAGCCGUCUUGACUUUACUGUAAGGUGCUUGGGAGCACAUAAAUGCAAGGCCAUUGAUUUGUAACCUGCAGGGCCCUGAUUGGCUUGGAGACCUCAGGCUGAGUUACGACAGGAAAGCCUCAAAUGCCCACGUUUUCUCUAACAUGCCACCUCUUCACGUGUCCUUGGCAUGGCCAACAAUUAAAAAAAAAAAAAAGAAAUGAUAUGCUUACGGACAGAAUGUUCCCAGUGGCUACUGGGGGAAGGGGAGGGAAGUGAAAUGCAGAUUGUGCUUUUUUUUUUUUUCUCUGCAGACUUGAAUUUUAUUUCCGCCCCCUCCCCUACACAUUCCUGACCUCUCCCUCCCCCUUCCUCUUUUCUUUCCUUCCUUCCUCCCUUCCUCCUCUUCCAAGUUCUGGGAUUUUUCAGUCUUGGGUUUGGCCCAAAGCACAAAAAAGGCGUUUUCGGAAGCCGACUGGGGUCGGGGCUGUGCGGGUGCACUAGGGCCAUUUGUUUGUUUUGGGACUUGGGGCAGGAAAUCUUGCUCUGCCUGAGUCACGGCGGCUCCUUCAAGGAAACGUCAGAGUUUGCUUAUCACUUGGGGCUGCUGUGCGCUGAGCCGGCUGCUGUCUUCUGCUGCUGCCGCCGCUGUUACUGCAGCUGUUUUAGCUAGCCAGGGAACCAGAGUGGUUAGUGUCGAACGCCCCGGGGCAGGAGGAUCCAUGGGAGAGAUGCAGGGGACACUGACCAGGGCCCGGCUAGAGUCGUUGCUUAAGCCUCGCCACAAAAAGAGAGCUGAGGCUCAGAAAAGGAGCGAGUCCUUCCUGCUGACUGGACUUGCUUUCAUGAAACAGAGGAGGAUGGGGCUGAAUGAUUUUAUUCAGAAGAUUGCCAGCAACUCAUAUGCCUGCAAACACCCUGAAGUUCAAUCUAUUUUGAAAAUUUCUCAACCUCAAGAGCCUGAGCUUAUGAAUGCCAAUCCUUCUCCUCCACCCAGUCCAUCUCAGCAGAUCAACCUUGGCCCAUCAUCCAACCCCCAUGCGAAGCCAUCUGACUUUCAUUUCUUGAAAGUGAUUGGAAAAGGCAGUUUUGGAAAGGUUCUUCUUGCAAGACACAAGGCAGAGGAGCAAUUCUAUGCUGUCAAGGUUCUUCAGAAAAAAGCAAUCCUGAAAAAGAAGGAGGAAAAACAUAUCAUGUCAGAGCGUAACGUACUUCUGAAGAAUGUCAAACACCCUUUCCUGGUUGGGCUGCAUUUUUCCUUCCAGACUGCAGACAAGCUCUACUUUGUCCUAGACUACAUCAAUGGUGGAGAGUUGUUUUACCAUCUCCAAAGAGAGCGAUGCUUCCUGGAACCCCGGGCUCGAUUUUAUGCUGCUGAAAUUGCCAGUGCUCUGGGUUAUCUGCACUCUCUGAAUAUCGUUUAUAGAGACUUGAAGCCAGAGAAUAUUUUGCUGGAUUCACAAGGGCAUAUUGUCCUGACAGACUUUGGACUCUGUAAAGAAAACAUUGAACACAAUGGUACAACGUCCACCUUCUGCGGCACCCCUGAGUAUCUUGCUCCUGAAGUGCUUCACAAGCAGCCUUAUGAUCGAACAGUUGACUGGUGGUGCCUAGGAGCUGUCUUAUAUGAAAUGCUCUAUGGUCUGCCUCCUUUUUAUAGUCGAAACACAGCUGAGAUGUAUGACAACAUUCUGAACAAGCCACUCCAGUUGAAGCCAAAUAUUACAAAUUCUGCCAGACACCUUCUCGAGGGCCUCCUGCAAAAAGAUAGGACAAAAAGGCUUGGUGCCAAGGAUGACUUUAUGGAGAUUAAGAAUCAUAUCUUCUUCUCCCUUAUUAACUGGGAUGAUCUCAUUAAUAAGAAGAUUACUCCUCCUUUUAACCCAAAUGUGAGUGGACCCAAUGAUCUUCGACAUUUUGAUCCUGAAUUUACAGAAGAGCCUGUUCCAAACUCCAUUGGCAAGUCCCCAGAUAGCAUCCUGAUCACUGCCAGUGUCAAGGAAGCAGCAGAAGCUUUCCUGGGUUUCUCCUAUGCACCUCCUAUGGAUUCUUUCCUGUGAACAUUCUUGGGCUGACUUUGAGAGAGAAGUUCUGAGAUGGUUUUGUUGUGUGUGUUUCAUUUAGUUUAGCCCUUCAGCUGAGCUGCCAACUGACCAGACAUCUUUUUUAAAAAAAAAAAAUUUGCACAUCUCUGGAAGCUUGGCAACUGUAAUUUCAACCCUACUGUUGGCUGAAAGCUUUGUGAAGAGCACAUACUCCUUUCAGUGAGGUCACAAGCUUUUCGUUUCCUUAUUCUUUCCCUCCAAAGUAAAGUGGUGCUAUCUCUUUGAAACAAGCGUGAUAUUGCUGUCAUGGAUAGCCAGCAUGGAGUUUUUGCAGGAAGGAAGGUGGAGUACUGAAAAUAUUCUUGUGAAGAUCUGUAUGGGCUAUGAUAAUAGAUUUUAUGAAAUGUGCCUUUAUCUGAUGAGGUCCAUGUUAGCUCCAAAGCUUUUUUUUCCUAUUUCAGAGUGUUUCAACUUUUAAAUCUUUUUUCUCCCCCUCUGGGUUUACUAUGUGAACAAUGGUAUGUAUGUGUGCGGUAUGCUUACUACAGAUGGAUUUAGUUAUAAGCUUCAAUGUGACACUUGCAGGACACUACAAUGUGGGACAUUGUUUGAUUCUUCCAUAUUUGGAAGAUAAAUUUAUGUGUAGACUGUUUUUGUAAGAUAUAUAUAUAUAUAGUUAAUAACUAAAAUUUAUUGAAAAUGGUCUUGCAAUGACUUGGACCCAGAUGCUUGAAGAAAGCAUUGCUGCUACAAAUAUUUCUAUUUUUAGAAAGGGUUUUUAUGGACCAAUGCCCCAGUUGCAGUCGGUCAAAGAUGUUGGUUUGUUUCAUUGUUUGUUUUAAAAUGUCACCUGUAAAAUGGGCAUUAUUUAUGGUUUUUGUUGUAUGUAUUGUGUAAAGAAAGGUCUGUACAAUGUGUUAUGACACUAGUUGUAUAUUUAAACUUACAGACUUACAUGUAAUGUAUACCAUCAUUGUAAUGUACCGUGAUUAACAUGGUUAUAAUAUGUACAACCCCCUUCCCUUACCACACAA
Molecule: messenger RNA, 4304 nt
Organism: Gracilinanus agilis (Agile Gracile Mouse Opossum)
Lineage: Eukaryota; Metazoa; Chordata; Mammalia; Didelphimorphia; Didelphidae
Gene: SGK1
Product: serum/glucocorticoid regulated kinase 1
Exons: 12
Coding region: 1948-3285 (445 amino acids)
Biological process (GO): protein phosphorylation
Molecular function (GO): phosphatidylinositol binding; ATP binding; protein serine/threonine kinase activity
Source: RefSeq, a predicted model, not a curated record